GACCAGCGGUAUAUAAAGCGGAGCAGCCGGGCGGGUCCGCUACCUCGCUUGCUCGCUCUUGGCUGUUUUUCUCUGCGCUCACCUUGCGCUCGAGACUCGGGCCGGAACGUGCAAAGAUGCAGCUGAAGCCGAUGGAGAUUAACCCCGAGAUGCUGAACAAAGUACUGACCCGCCUGGGGGUCGGGGGUGACUGGCAAUUCGUGGACGUGCUGGGGUUGGAAGAGGAGUCUUUGAACUCCGUGCCAUCCCCAGCCUGUGCGCUGCUUCUACUGUUUCCCCUCACUGCCCAGCAUGAGAACUUCAGGAAAAAACAGAUUGAAGAGCUGAAGGGACAAGAAGUUAGUCCUAAGGUGUACUUCAUGAAGCAGACCGUAGGCAACUCUUGUGGCACCAUUGGCCUCAUACAUGCAGUUGCUAAUAAUCAAGACAAACUGAACUUUGAUGAUGGGUCAGUUCUGAAACAGUUUAUUUCUGAAACAGAAAAGCUGUCUCCUGAAGACAGAGCAAAGUGCUUUGAGAAGAAUGAGGCCAUUCAAGCAGCCCAUGAUGCUGUUGCCCAGGAAGGCCAAUGUCGGGUGGAUGAUGGAGUGAACUUCCAUUUCAUCCUUUUCAACAACGUGGAUGGCCAUCUUUAUGAACUUGAUGGACGAAUGCCAUUUCCUAUAAAUCAUGGGUCCACUUCAGAUGACUCAGUACUGAAGGGGGCUGCCGAGAUCUGUAGACAGUUCACAGAACGUGAGGAAGGAGAAGUUCGUUUUUCUGCUGUGGCCCUCUGCAAGGCUGCCUGAUGUCCUCACAGGAAGGAUUUAAUUCACUUCUUUCCUCAGCUUUAAAGCACAUGCCUAACAGUGCAGUCAAAGAUGCUUAAAUACUUAUGACACAGCUGUUGUAUCUUUUUGGUUCUGCAGAAUUGCUCCUGCCCUAACCACACCCAAGUAAUGUCAGAGCUUAACUUUUAAGUUUUGAAAAAAGUUUGAUAGAAACUCUUAAGACAUUGCAUAUAUGUCUGAGGGAAUUUCCCCUCCCCCCCUUCCCUGGCCUCAAUAUUGUGAUGUCUUCUGCCCUGAGGAAUAUUUAAUGCUUUCUAUAGCUAGUUUAACUUGUGCCUGUAACUUAAGCCCCUGGUUGUGGUUUACAUGUACCUGAUAGAAAAGAAUAAAAGUUUUCUGCUGAUUUAAAA
Messenger RNA from Dromiciops gliroides (monito del monte), 1180 nucleotides. RefSeq names its product ubiquitin C-terminal hydrolase L1 (gene UCHL1). The record is from RefSeq and is a predicted model, not a curated record. Gene Ontology annotation, cellular component: cytoplasm. Gene Ontology annotation, biological process: protein deubiquitination; ubiquitin-dependent protein catabolic process. Gene Ontology annotation, molecular function: cysteine-type deubiquitinase activity. Bases 117 to 788 code for a protein of 223 amino acids. Lineage: Eukaryota; Metazoa; Chordata; Mammalia; Microbiotheria; Microbiotheriidae. The transcript is spliced from 9 exons.